UGUGGGCCCAUGCAUUCUGGGUAGGUUGGUAGUUUCAUGGAGGAUUUCUGCGGCUUUGUUGUGGGUACAGCGGUGCCAGUGCCGUGAAUUUUUCCCGUGGGCAGCUACGUUUUCGAGCGAUCGCCGAGUGUAAGCCACUCGGCGGAGACGGGGACCGGGUCUUGUCGUGCGUUUCGCGGCCAUGGAACUUCGAUGGGAGCUGUUAGCGGCCGCAAACUCUCACCCAUGACAUCCACGGCUAGCCACCGGAGGAGCAGCAGCGAGCUAAGCCUAGCGCCUAGGCCUAACUUUUUCGGCGUUCGCGGACGCAGGGAUGCAAAGACGUGAUUGCAAAGAGGCCAGAGAAGAGACACCCCGGCGUACGUCCAAGGCAAGCGUCGGCGCGAGAGCUAUGCAUUCGCAAACAAGGCCUACGGGAUCCAGUAACUCUGGCGUGUUGAUGGUGGGACCCAACUUCAAAGUGGGAAAGAAGAUCGGCUGCGGCAACUUCGGAGAGCUGCGACUAGGAAAGAACCUGUACAAUAAUGAACAUGUUGCAAUUAAAUUGGAACCGAUGAAAUCCAAGGCUCCUCAGCUUCACUUAGAAUACAGGUUUUACAAACUUUUAGGAAAUAAUGAAGGCAUCCCCAAGGUAUACUACUUUGGCCCGUGCGGCAAGUACAACGCCCUGGUGAUGGAGCUGAUGGGGCCGAGCCUGGAGGACCUGUUCGACCUGUGCGAGCGCAAGUUCUCCCUCAAGACUGUGCUGCUAACGGCCAUCCAGCUGCUGCACCGCAUCGAGUAUGUGCACGCCAAGCACCUCAUCUACCGGGACGUCAAGCCCGAGAACUUUCUCAUCGGGCGCCAGUCGACCAAGAAGCACAGCGUCAUCCACAUCAUUGACUUCGGCCUGGCCAAGGAGUACAUCGACCCGGAGACCAACAAGCACAUUCCCUACCGGGAGCACAAGAGCCUCACGGGCACGGCGCGCUACAUGAGCAUCAACACCCACCUCGGCAAAGAGCAAAGCCGGCGGGACGACCUGGAAGCCUUGGGCCACAUGUUCAUGUACUUCCUGAGGGGUAGCCUCCCCUGGCAGGGCCUGAAGGCCGACACCCUCAAGGAGCGCUACCAGAAGAUAGGAGACACCAAGCGGGCCACGCCCAUCGAAGUGCUCUGUGACGGAUACCCAGAAAUGGCGACGUACCUGAGGUACGUGAGGCGGCUGGACUUCUUUGAGACGCCCGACUACGACUACCUGAGGAAGAUGUUCCACGACCUGUUUGAGCGCAAGGGCUACGUAGACGACGGGGAGUUCGACUGGACGGGGAAGCAGAUGUCCACCCCGGUGGGGUCGCUGCAGACCGGUCAGGAGGUCAUCGUUUCCCCAAACAGGGAGAGGCACAUAACGACCAAUGCUCGGUCCAACCCCCAGAAAAACGCCUGGCUGGACCAGGGCGGGGGCAACCCUCGCCAGGCGGGCAACACGCUGCUUGCCGAGAAGCUGGGCCAGCCGGGGCCCCCCCAGGGCUCGGUGCAGGUGGUGAGCUCCACCAACGGGGACCUGGCCAACGACGACCCCACCACGGGCCACUCCAACACCCCCAUCGCGCUGCCUGUGGAGGUCGAGGUGGUCUCGGACACCAAGUGCUGCUGCUUCUUCAAGAAGAAAAAGAAGCUGGGGCGGCAGAAGUGACUGGCCCUGGCCACGGCCGCCUCGGGGACCCCAGACCAGGAGGCGGUGCUGCUGUGGGCCUCUCCGUCGGACUCCAAGGAGAGCGUCGGGGGAGGCCACACCCGUCCGGGGCCCCCCUCCCUGCCCUCGCCUGCCACCACCCCGGCAACCCUCAACGUGCUGGUCGUCAUGGACGGGAGCAACAACACCCUCGCCACCUCCUCCGUCUUCUAAUUUAUUGGCGCCGGACGGCGACGCGACGACCUGCGGAGCGAUACGGGGAUGUUUGCCGCGGACGGCGCCGGCGUCACGCCGGCCGAGCACCUUUUUUGACGCCGAUCGUGAUUAGUCGAGCGCUCUUUCCGCACUUCGGUUGCGUUGUCUCAAAGAGCUCUUGGUGCUUCGUCGACGCGGCGUGAGCGACGUCCUUCGCCGAACGGGCGCGCCCCCCUCCGACGACGCCGUAGGCCUCGGCGUGCGCACGCGAGUUGCAGACGACGGGGCGAAGCACGCGCGUUCGGCGACGAGCUGUUUGCGACGGUCGAUUAGACGUCCCUGGCAGGGCGUCUGGCAUUAAGGGUUCCACACUGUGAUUAGGAGGUUUGGCGUCGUCUGCCGGCGUUCGUACGUCGAGGCUUGGGAACACGCAAGGUCGGCUCGCUCGAGAGGCCGAAGGGCAGGCUCUAUACCCCUGUCUCGGAGAAGAGCCGGACUCAGAUUGGUGGAGGGGGGGGUGCAGGCCAACAACGGGGUUGGGGACGGUUGGCGAGGGGAACGUGUCGAUUGCCUCCGCGUGCCGUUGUGCUUUACGUGCGGUGUGGCCGACAUUGUCGUUGAGGCAAACUCCGUCUCUCUCGCCCCUGCGGAUGAACUCUACUUCUGUGGCGGGCGUGCACCACGGCCGGACUCAUUUCCCGUGGUCCCCCGACGGCAGACCGGUAACCCCUCUUUCGAGUCCGAAGCCUGGCGGUCCCCGCCCUCCCUUUUGUCGGAGUGGGUUUGCUGGAUUGUUUUUCGGGUGAAAAAGAAACUUACGCUCGCUGGCGAGUUAGGUUUUUACUUCGUUCUUUUUUUCUUUUAUUGAAAUUUUUUUUUCUUUCUUUUUCUUUUUUUUAUACGUUUGGAAGCGAUUUGUGCUGCCCGAGGUGGCACUGCUAGGAGGUAGAGAGGGAGUCUCGAGGGGGCCGGAUUGCACGGCACGCCUUCGUUGGCUGGAGAGGUCACGGAGACGACGGAGCCUACAGCUCGGCAAGAAUCUGACUUACCGGGAGAAUUGAGGAGGGCCUACGAAACCAUAAUCAUGUACAAAUUGUAAAGAAUAGUUUUGUUUUUUUCUUUGCUUGUGUUUUUCUUUUUUCUUCGGGAGAAGGUGUGCAAAGGAAGCUACGUGCAAAAAGAAAAAGAGAAGCUUGCCUAUCCGAGUUUUGCGUUACAAGGAGAAGUCGCGCUCCUUAGCUUGGGGUCGAACUUUUGGUGGGGGUUGUGAUCCCCUUGCGCCUCCCCCCCCCCCCCCCCCCCUUCAUCGCUGCCCCACGUCACACAUACCCUCCCCCGCCCCAUCCCCGCCCCCACCUCCAGCGGCCGUACGUGACGCCCCCGGUAGCGAGGUUGGCUUUACCUGCCACCACUGACGAGCGUGCCAGUUUGUCUGUUUGUUGUAUCAUACAUUUAUCUGUACCUUGUACAUAAGAAACAUAAUAGGUGAAGCAAACACAAGGACAUCUCCCCCACCUCCGCUUUUUUCUUCUUUUCUGUCACGUCCGCGUUUGGUCGAAUUUUUUUUUUUUCCUCCUCCUUUCCGCUUGGGGGUUGAUGGAUCUUUUUUUCUUGUUUGUCGAUAUUGCCAGGAGCCAACAGCUUUUUUGAAAGAUUGUUGUGAGAAAGUUGGAGAAGGGGGUGUGUUGAAAGGAGUUUGGUCGCCACCGCCGCAAAGCGACGGCGCGGCGGCAUCAGCCGAGCGCGCGGCGGCGCUGCCUGGUCGGAAUCGUGUUGUCCUCCGCGGUACUUAGUCAUUUUUUGCGGGAGGGGUUGUUUGCGCGCCGCGGAAGAGAAAAAACAUAAAAAAAUAAAUACACCCCCGAUUUCCGGAAGCCGUGUUACCUGUGUCUCACAAUGGAAUGAAUGGCUUGAUCUCAUGCACUGCUUUUUUUGUUUAUUCGUUUAAUUUUUUUCCCUCGUUUAUUCUGUCGCGUCAACGUCUACGUGUCUGUCGCAGGAAAAAGAAGAAAAAAAAACACUUGCCCGCACAAUCUAUUCAAAAGGGUGGAUCUUUUCUUUUGUUUGCAGUUUUCUGCCCUCUGUUUUGUUUUCUUUUCCUAAUGUUUUUUUUAGUUGUUAAAGGCCGCUGUUUUUCGACUGCUCGUCGCUUGGAACAACGCAAUACCGGUGUAUUUAAUACUGUCUUUGUGCCAGCGGGGUCGACUUUCCUUUGGUCGCGUGCUCCAUGGCGCGCAAAAACCUGCUUUUUUUUUUUUUUUUUUUCCUUUGUAGGGGGCAGGUUUAUUUAGGCUUUUUUUUUACUUCGUCUUAGUAGGAGCUUGUACGGUUGCCUUGACGGAGGGAUGCGGCUUAGAUGCCCCUAGGCGUUCCCCCGCUCGAAGGCGACAGCGGUAGAGAGAGAAUGGUCGUGCACGGACAAAAAGACGCACGUGCGCAGUUCAUUAAACGUGCCCCGUUAGGUUUUUAGAAGCCGCCGAACACAGUCCCAAAGUGGCGUUAACUAGCGCGCAUCGUGGCGGCGACACGCGUCUGCAAGAUGUGCUUAGCACCGCAGUUCCGCAUUCUGAGAAACUAAAGUGCCUGCCUCUCUGUCUCUCUCUUAAAUGGAAAAAAAAAAAAAAAAAAAGUUGCCGCAGUUUGCUGCAGUGUGAAUAAUAGGAACACUUCCGAACCGGCUCUAGCUGACGCCGACGGCACAUCCGAAGAGCGCGCACAUUUUGGUGACAAACGUUCUCUUCUGCCCCCGCCGUCUUUGAUGACGAUGAUGAUGAUGAUGAUGCCACCGGUGUGCCGUAGUCUCGUCGUCUUUUUAGUCUGUGUGGCAAGCCAAAGAUGCAAGGUGGGAAAUUAAGGAGUGCUUGAAAGCCGAUCAAAACCGUUGCUGAUGAUGAUAUUUUUUUCCUUCCGUUGGAGUGGGCGUUUGGUCGGUAGCACAUUACUACAUCGCAUUACACGUGUUCAUGACAGUUGUGAUAUAAUCGGUUAGGGGGAAAGCCUUCUGAAAAAGCAGCAGGAUUUCCCUGCUUUCUCGUCCUCUAUUUUUUCUUCCCCAUCUAUGUAUAUUAUGCUGAGCUAGACCUGUUUUUUUUUAUUGCAUUUUUAAUUUUUUUUAAGUAGGGACACUUCAUCGACACUAGUUUUUGGAUGGACCGUGCACGAGUCUGUCCAGAUCAUUUCUGCUUUUGUGUGAAUGAAAAUAAAAAGAAAAGAUGCCCGA
This is a messenger RNA of Ixodes scapularis (black-legged tick), 5090 nucleotides long. It is a transcript of the gene gish, whose product is annotated as casein kinase I. Gene Ontology annotation, cellular component: nucleus; plasma membrane; cytoplasm. The record is from RefSeq and is a predicted model, not a curated record. The coding region runs from base 314 to 1675 and encodes 453 amino acids. Gene Ontology annotation, biological process: signal transduction; positive regulation of canonical Wnt signaling pathway; endocytosis. NCBI's taxonomy places the organism in Eukaryota, Metazoa, Arthropoda, Arachnida, Ixodida, Ixodidae. The transcript has 9 exons. Gene Ontology annotation, molecular function: ATP binding; protein serine/threonine kinase activity.